CGUCGCGCGCCUCACGUAGUUCUAUUUGUCACUAGUUUAGUUUUUUCCUCUUUAAAACUCGGUCGAAAUGGCGGGUUUAGCGGCUAGAUUAACGGUUAAAAACUGCACAAUAAUCGCCCAAAGGUCGAGUGUGAUCGUCGGUGUUGGUCGAUCGGCCAGAUUUUCCAGUAGUUCGUCACAAAUGGGCAGAAUUCCGGGACACAAAACUCGACGUCUGCUUACUAUUGUAGGCGGUAGUGCUGUUUCUUUAGCCGCCCUGGCGGCUUUCAUCAAACUACGUUCCGCGGAAAACCCUGUGAAUGCAGUUAGCCUAAAAAGGCGCAUGCGCGACGAUAGCGAGCUGGAGAACGUAAAACUGACGGCCCGGGAGCGCCGCUUCAUCAAGUUUGCAUCCGUGGAGUACGAUGACCAGCUCUACAUGACACCGCAGGACUUCCUAGACUCCGUUGUUGAGCAGGAGCCCAGACCUCGCUUGAAACGACGCCAGUUGUCCAGCGAUGAGGUGGAUAAAUACAAGGAGAACACGCCUGCUUUGAAGAAGGGUUCCACUCGUCUGUUUCGCAACCUAAGGGACAAGGGCAUUGUCUCCUACACGGAAUAUUUGUUUUUGCUGUCCAUUCUAACAAAGCCGAAAUCAGGAUUCCGAAUCGCAUUCAACAUGUUCGACACGGAUGGAAAUCAGCGCGUUGACAAGGACGAAUUUCUAGUGAUAAUUUCCAUUUUGGCCGGCGCUUUAAAAGACACUCAAAAUGUCGAUCCACAAACCAAGCGAAUUAUGGAGCGCAUUUUCAGUGGCGCUUGGAAGGAGAAGCACGGCGAGCAAGAGCCGGAAGAGGAGCUCGCAACGCCCACUCCCCUGGAGAACUAUGUAAACGAUGGCGAGGGUCUGCAGCGGCGUCACAUGGUGGCCACCACACUGCAGCUGCACUUCUUCGGCAAGCGGGGCACUGGGGUGAUCAACUACGAUAACUUCUACCGCUUCAUGGACAACCUGCAGACGGAGGUGCUGGAGCUGGAGUUCCACGAGUUCUCCAAGGGCAACAGCGUCAUCAGCGAGCUGGACUUUGCCAAAAUCCUGCUGCGUUACACGUACUUGGCCACCGACGAGUAUGAUGUCUUUCUGGAGCGCCUGCUCGAGCGGGUCAAGGAUGAGAAGGGCAUAUCCUUUCACGAUUUCCGCGACUUUUGUCACUUCCUCAACAAUCUGGAUGACUUCACAAUCGCCAUGCGCAUGUAUACGCUGGCGGAUAGAGCCAUUUCAAAGGAUGAAUUUUCGCGCGCUGUCAAGAUCUGCACCGGCUAUAAGCUAAGUCCUCACUUGAUCGAUACCGUGUUCGCCAUCUUCGACGCGGAUGGCGAUGGCCUGCUGUCCUACAAGGAGUUCAUAGCCAUCAUGAAGGAUCGCCUGCAUCGCGGCUUCAAAUCCGUGGCCAAAUCGGAGGGCUGGGAUGCUUUCAAGUACUGUGUGCGCAACGAGAUGAAAACAAUGAUGAAGUCGGCAAACUAAAUUUGACAAUGAAACAAAAGUCCGCAAACAACGAGGAAACCAUUGAAGCCAAAGUGAAACAAAGUUCUAGUUACAAAGUUUUCUUCUAAAGAACCAAAAUCUCGUGUAUAGCUAUAGCCUUUAUAUUUGUUAUUUAUGAAUUUGUUAUCGAACUAAGCACCCAUCUCUUGUAGCCAAAAUAUUGAGAACAUUUUUAAAAUCGGCUCUUGAUUGCCAUUGUUUUUAUAAAUGUAUAGUGCAAAUAAAAUUGUUUUGUAAAAUUUGUUUUAAAUUUUUAUUUAGUUUUCAUUUCGUUUAAGAUUAUGAUUUCUUAGAAAAUGCAGCUCGUUACCAAGCAUCAAGUUAUUCAUCAACUGAAACAUUCCAUUAUUGAACUGUAGAACUAAGUGCUUUUAUAAUAGAUAUAAAAACUAAAAACUUCGCUUGUCAAGGAUCUCCACGAAUGGGAGGAGUGUUGGGAUAGGUAGGUGUGUCUUAACUAAUGCAUAAAUAUACAAUAAGUCUAGGUACUAUAUAUAAAACUCGAACUAUUUGUCUAGAUCAACUUGCACUUGGGCAUUGAACAAAAUCAAAAAUUAUCACAGUUAAAUUCCGUGCAUUCGACAGAAGACACACUACAUUAUUCUUACUUGGUAUACAAAAUAGUUUCAUUUGUUUACUUACCGUUGAAUAUUUUUGCUAAGAACUGAAUUGGGAAUCAUUUUGGAAUAGUUGCAUAUACACAAAUUGCACGAUUAAAUUAAAAUAAUUAUCUUAAUAAAUGAUUACAACU
Messenger RNA from Drosophila melanogaster (fruit fly), 2279 nucleotides. RefSeq names its product mitochondrial calcium uptake 3 (gene MICU3). NCBI's taxonomy places the organism in Eukaryota, Metazoa, Arthropoda, Insecta, Diptera, Drosophilidae. The coding region runs from base 68 to 1507 and encodes 479 amino acids. Gene Ontology annotation, cellular component: mitochondrial inner membrane; mitochondrial intermembrane space. Gene Ontology annotation, molecular function: calcium ion binding. Gene Ontology annotation, biological process: mitochondrial calcium ion transmembrane transport; calcium import into the mitochondrion. The transcript is spliced from 10 exons. The record is from RefSeq and is marked reviewed.